ACAGACAGACUGACUGGCGGACUAGGGCUGACCAUGACGGACCAGCCGAAGCCCAUUAGUCCCAUCAAGAACUUGCUGGCGGGCGGCUUCGGCGGCAUGUGCCUGGUGUUCGUGGGGCAUCCACUGGACACGGUCAAGGUCCGACUGCAGACACAGCCCCCAAGUUUACCUGGACAGCCUCCCAUGUACUCUGGGACCUUUGACUGUUUCCGGAAGACUCUUGUUAAAGAGGGCAUCACGGGACUAUAUCGAGGCAUGGCCGCCCCCCUCAUUGGCGUCACCCCAAUGUUUGCUGUGUGCUUCUUUGGAUAUGGUUUGGGGAAGAGACUGCAACAGAAAUCUCCAGAGGACGUGCUCAGCUACCCCCAGCUAUUUGCUGCUGGGAUGUUAUCUGGCGUGUUCACAACAGGAAUCAUGACCCCAGGAGAGCGGAUCAAGUGCUUGUUACAGAUUCAGGCUUCUUCUGGAGAAACCAAAUACACUGGUGCCUUGGAUUGUGCAAAGAAGCUGUACAAAGAGGCUGGGAUUAGAGGCAUCUACAAGGGGACUGUGCUGACCCUCAUGCGAGAUGUUCCAGCUAGUGGGAUGUAUUUCAUGACAUACGAGUGGCUGAAAAAUAUCUUCACUCCAGAGGGAAAGAGUGUCAGCGAGCUCAGUGCACCACGGAUCCUGGUGGCUGGUGGUAUUGCAGGGAUCUUCAACUGGGCUGUGGCGAUUCCCCCAGAUGUGCUCAAGUCCCGCUUCCAAACUGCCCCUCCUGGUAAAUAUCCUAAUGGUUUCCGAGAUGUGUUAAGGGAGCUAAUCCGGAAUGAAGGAGUCACUUCCUUAUACACAGGCUUCACUGCUGUGAUGAUCCGAGCCUUCCCAGCCAAUGCAGCCUGUUUCCUUGGCUUUGAAGUUGCCAUGAAGUUCCUCAAUUGGGUCACCCCCAAUUUGUGA
Chrysochloris asiatica (Cape golden mole) is the source of this 939-nucleotide messenger RNA. It is a transcript of the gene SLC25A20, whose product is annotated as solute carrier family 25 (carnitine/acylcarnitine translocase), member 20. Gene Ontology annotation, molecular function: O-acyl-L-carnitine transmembrane transporter activity; low-density lipoprotein particle binding. Gene Ontology annotation, biological process: carnitine transmembrane transport; mitochondrial transport; positive regulation of neuron projection development. Gene Ontology annotation, cellular component: mitochondrial envelope. The coding region runs from base 34 to 939 and encodes 301 amino acids. The transcript is spliced from 9 exons. Lineage: Eukaryota; Metazoa; Chordata; Mammalia; Afrosoricida; Chrysochloridae. The record is from RefSeq and is a predicted model, not a curated record.